UAGAAUCACUUUUGGGUUCUCAGCUUUUUGCCAAAACCCUUCAAUUUCUGCAGACUGCGGCUCACUCGCACUCUCCCUUUCUAGUCUCAUCAGCUCAAUUGUUGCAGCUAGCCUGCUGCUGCUGCUGCUUCUGCCGGAAAGUGCUUUCGCGACGAUUUGAAAAGUCGUUUGAUUGAUAGGGUUGAGAUGGAAGAGGAUUACUCAAAUUCAGAUACUAAUUCUGCUGAAAGUCCGCGAACUGACCAACCUGGAUCGCUACCAACGGUAUGGGAUCACUUCAUUAAACUUGAAAAUGAUGGCCUUACUGAGCCUAGAUAUGAAUGUAACUACUGUGGUGCAGAAUACAGUUUCGGUGCUCUGAAGCCCGAGGAGAGUAUUUUAUGGAAUCAUUUAGCUACUGAGUGUGAAAAUAACCUGAAUGGUUUAGAGCACGAAGGGAAAGAGGACCCAGGUCUUGAAACUAGUUGCUUUGUUGAUGAUUCAUUGGAAAGCCGGAUUAGUUUAGCAAAAUAUAUCAGAGGGUUAACUAAGAUGACAAUCGGCACUGGGUUACCUCUUAGCAACUUGAACAUGAAAGAGUUUCAAGAUUUUGUUAAAGAGCUUUAUCCUUAUUUCACUGUGCCAUCUCCAAUAACAAUUGCUCGAGAUGCAUACCGGCUUUAUUCACAUCAGAAGAAGCAGCUGAAAGAAAUGUUGAUUGAAAGUCCGCAGAGGCGGGUCUGCCUUUCCACCCAAACAUGGACUUCUGUGAAAGAAAUCAACUACAUGGCUCUGAAGGUCCAUUUUAUCGAUAGUAACUGGGAGCUGCAUAAGAAAAUGUUGAACUUUUGCGUUGUACCUGAUGUGAAUGAGGAGACAGUUGGAGAAUCAUUGCAGCGUGUUUAGUUGAAUGGGGUAUAGAAAGAGUGUUGACAGUUUCUGUUGAUAAUGUGAGUGUAAAUGAUGCGGCUAUCAACUUUAUGAAAUUGAAGUUGAAAAAUUUGGCUGGGAAUUUGUUAGAUGGUGAAUUUUUACACAUGCCGUGUUAUACUCGUAUUGUGAAUUCGAUUGUGAACGAGAGCUUGAGAGAUAUGCAUGAAUCAAUUGAUAGUAUUCGCAAUGCUGUGAGAUAUGUAAAGAUUUUUCCCAAAGGAUUAUCGAAAUUUUCAGCAUUUAUUGAGCAGGAAGAAAUUGAGUGUGAAGGUCUAAUGGUUUCGGAUAAUCAUACUGGGUGGAAUACAACCUAUUUGAUGUUGAGAGACACCUUAAAGUUCCAAAGGGCUUUUGAGAAGCUACAAGAAGAUGAUGAAGAUUAUGCUAGCUAUUUCUUGGAGGAUUGGAUCAGUAGGGUAAAAUUGAAAGGGCCACCUACUGUCGAUGAUUGGGAAAAUGUUCGGGUUUUUGUUAUACUUUUGAAGAUCUUUUAUGAUGCGACCUUGAAGUUUAGCGCUUCGUGUGUCACUUCGAAUGUGUAUUUCGAUACCAUGUGUUCAAUUCAAUCGAAGUUGACAACAUUGAGCCGAAAUCAGGAUUCAGUUUUGGGAAAAAUGGCGGCUAGUAUCAAGAGAAAAUAUGACAAAUAUUGGGGUUCUCUUGACAGCAACAAGCUGUUGAUUGUUUCAGUUGUGCUUGAUCCGCGGUUUAAGCUGGAUUAUGUGUCAUUUUGUUUUAGUGAGAUAUAUGACGAUUCCAUGGUUGAAGAGAUGGUGAAAGGGGUCAAAGAGCUGUUGUUUCGUCUUUACAAGGUUUAUAGUGCAUCGGAUUCCACCCCUGGUUGCCCUGAAGCUUCUAACGAUGAUGAUCAGUGUCACGGUGAAUGGAUAAAUAAGUUUCAGGAGUUCAAAGAAAAGAAAGGUUUACUUCCAAGAAACGAGGUGGAUAAAUAUUUGCUGGACCCUUGCGAGGAUCCAGCAAAUGACAAGUUCGACAUGCUGCAUUGGUGGAAAGUACACUCUACAAGGUAUCGAGUUUUGUCGGGCAUUGCAAGGGACGUGUUUGCUAUUCCAUUAUCGACAAUGGCUUCAUCUGAGUCUGCAUUUAGCACAGGCACAGGAGAGUGUGCUCUUAAUAAGCAUUGGAGCUCGUACACUCCUAAGUUUGUGCAGGCGUUGAUGUGCUCGGAAGAUUGGCUACGAACCCUACCAUCUUCUCCCGUCUUGGUAGAUGACGAUGAAACACUUAUCCGGGACACACAAUUCUACGAAGAACUCGAGUCAGAGUUUUUUGGACCACCCCCAACAACUCAACAGAUGGACGUUGAUGGUUGAUUCUGUCUUGUUUUGAACUCUUUGAAGGUUGAAGUUUUGAAGAACUUCAAUUGAAACGUGGAUAUCAUGUGGAGCUUGGAGGAAGUGGGGGAUUUAGUCCGGUGGAUAAUUAUCCUUAAUCUAAUACUCUCUGUUUGGAAUCGGAUAGCUUGACCUGACUGGAUAGACAAUUUAGCCCGGUGGACAAUUAUCCUUUUAAAUCUUGUACUUUCUGUUGUAUUUUGCGUCUGGGUGUCACUCAGUGUUGUUGUAUUGUUUUCAAGACCAGGUCACCUCUGAAAAAUAUUUGCACUUAUGUCAUGCUUUAUUUUUGGG
Messenger RNA from Malus domestica (apple), 2561 nucleotides. Its product is annotated as zinc finger BED domain-containing protein RICESLEEPER 2-like. Gene Ontology annotation, molecular function: protein dimerization activity; DNA binding. The record is from RefSeq and is a predicted model, not a curated record. NCBI's taxonomy places the organism in Eukaryota, Viridiplantae, Streptophyta, Magnoliopsida, Rosales, Rosaceae.